Messenger RNA from Carica papaya (papaya), 1513 nucleotides. RefSeq names its product Pentatricopeptide repeat (PPR) superfamily protein. The record is from RefSeq and is a predicted model, not a curated record. Gene Ontology annotation, molecular function: protein binding. NCBI's taxonomy places the organism in Eukaryota, Viridiplantae, Streptophyta, Magnoliopsida, Brassicales, Caricaceae.
AUGGAGUUUACUGGAACUUCCCCUCUUCAAUCCUUCAACCCGGCGUUCGAUCAGAGGAAGAAGACGGAUGGUGGUGCCCAGUCCGACCAAAGUUUCCUUGAACAAUUCAAGCUUGGUGUUGACCGCAACAAAGAGAAGUUCCCAACCCCACAAUCAGAGCAACAACAUAAAGUAUCUGAGUCGCCGCUUCCGGCGCCGGAGGAUGCUGAUGAGAUCUUCAAGAAAAUGAAGGAAACAGGCCUAAUCCCUAAUGCUGUUGCAAUGCUCGACGGACUCUGCAAAGAUGGGCUUGUUCAGGAAGCCAUGAAGCUUUUCGGUUUGAUGCGCGAGAAAGGCACACUCCCUGAAGUGGUUAUUUACACUGCUGUGGUUGAUGGAUUCUGCAAGAGUCAUAAAAUGGAGGACGCCAAGAGGAUUUUCAGGAGAAUGCAGAGUAAUGGAAUUACUCCUAAUGCAUUCAGCUACACAGUUUUGAUUCUGGGAUUGUAUAAAUGCAAUAAAAUAGAGGAUGCUGUUGAAUUUUGUGUUGAAAUGCUAGAGGCAGGUCAUUCUCCCAAUGUCACCACUUUUGUAGGGUUGGUUGAUGGGUUGUGCAAGGAGAAAGGUGUGGAAGAAGCCAGGAGAGUGAUUGCAGUUUUAAGACAAAAGGGAUUUGUUAUGAAUGAAAAAGCUGUUAGGGAGUUUUUGGACAAAAAAGCUCCAUUUUCAUCUAUGGUAUGGGAAGCAAUACUUGAUCAGAAAGCCCCCAAGAAACCAUUUUGAGUCUUCUCUUACAUUUAGGCUCUUGAAUUAACUUUAGGUGGGGAUGGUGAAGUUGGUAUAUGAUGCAGUGUGAUUUACAUGGAAGAUAAGGAGGAAGCUGAUGGUGGUUGUCUUGGUUUCUUUGAGCAAGUAGGAUAAAGGCGCAGUCAGCAGCCGUGGUCGAUUCGAGGAGGCAGAUGAAGAAGUACUAGGAUAGAGAAAUGUGCUAACUUAUUUUUAUUUACAACAGUGGCAGUUGUAUUAGUCCAGAAAUACUUUGAUUUUAUAACCUAGUAUGUUAACUCCAUAGCCAUAUCUCUCCGGGAAACUCUGAAGUUCCUUGGAGACAAUUUACCUCCCUUAGGAUAAGAGCAAAGAUUUUAAGGAAAUCAUUGGUGUUUUUUUCAAAGAGAUUUGAUCUGUUUUCAGCUAAUCUAAUGGUCCAAAUUAGGAAGCAAAUUGCCCCAUAGACAUGUUGGAAGCACCUAUCUCUUCGAGUCUUCUGGUGAUAACAGAGGACCAGUAGCAGGUAUUUUACAAGUCUACUGGCCUGCUGGCAAUAAUAUCAUUUUAUGUAGGUGAAGAACAAAUGGAUAAUAUUCAUCUUGGGGGAUUAAAAACCAAAGUUCUGAACAAUGGUGUGAAGAUCAUAGAUCCAUAAGAUCAUAAAAAUUUGGAAGUUAGCAUGUUGGAGCCUAGAGGCUAUGCAUUCCCAACUGUCUAUUUGAUUAUUUUCCCAUUCUUUAUGAUCAAUUUCUACAUAUUAUACUUA